AAGGAGGGAACUGGAGGAGGAGAUCUUGUAAGGAAGAAGACGGAUUCUGUUCUGUCAGGUUCCUCUGAGUGUGUGUAAGAGCAAGUCAGAGGAGAGAGAGAGAGAGGAGAAGGCAGAGGGAGAGAGGGGGAGAGGGGAUCUGUUGCAGGCAGGGGAAGGCGUGACCUGAAUGGAGAAUGCCAGCCAAUUCCAGAGUCACACAGGGACCUCAGAACAAAGAUAAGGCUGAUACCACACUGGGGACGAGCUCGCAGACGAGCCAGGCCAAGGGGACCAGGCAGCCAGGAGCACUCAAGGCAGGAAAAUGAGGUGGCUCCUUCUCUCCCAUGCGCUGUGCUUCUCCUUGCUGAAGGCCUCGGCCCACAUUGUGGAGCUUAACAACAUGUUUGGCCAGAUCCAGUCUCCUGGCUAUCCGGACGCCUAUCCAAGUGAUUCAGAGGUGACUUGGAAUAUCACUGUCCCAGAAGGAUUUCGAAUCAAGCUUUACUUCAUGCACUUCAACUUGGAAUCCUCCUACCUUUGUGAAUACGACUAUGUGAAGGUAGAAACUGAAGACCAGGUGCUGGCAACCUUCUGUGGCAGGGAGACCACGGACACAGAACAAACCCCUGGCCAGGAAGUGGUUCUCUCCCCCGGCUCCUUUAUGUCCAUCACUUUCCGGUCAGAUUUCUCCGAUGAAGAGCGAUUCACAGGAUUUGAUGCCCACUACGUGGCUGUGGAUGUGGAUGAGUGCACGGAGCGGGAGGACGAGGAGCUGUCCUGUGACCACUACUGCCACAACUACAUCGGCGGCUACUACUGCUCCUGUCGCUUCGGCUACAUUCUCCACACAGACAACAGGACCUGCCGAGUGGAGUGCAGUGACAACCUCUUCACCCAGCGGACCGGCAUGAUCACCAGCCCCGACUUCCCCAGCCCUUACCCCAAGAGCUCCGAAUGCCUCUACACCAUUGAGCUAGAGGAGGGUUUCAUGAUCAGCCUGCAGUUUGAGGACAUUUUCGACAUUGAGGACCAUCCUGAGGUGUCCUGCCCUUAUGACUACAUCAAGAUUAAAGCCGGUCCAAAAGUUCUGGGACCCUUCUGUGGAGAGAAAGCCCCAGAACCCAUCAAUACCCAGAGCCACAGUGUCCAGAUCCUGUUUCGCAGUGACAACUCGGGGGAGAACCGGGGCUGGAGGCUGUCAUACAGGGCGACAGGGAAUGAGUGCCCCAAGCUGCAGCCUCCUGUCCAUGGGAAAAUCGAACCCUUGCAAACCACGUAUUCCUUCAAAGACCAGGUGCUCAUCAGCUGUGACACAGGCUACAAAGUGCUGAAGGAUAAUGUGGAGAUGGACACAUUCCAGAUGGAGUGUCUGAAGGACGGGACGUGGAGUAGCAAGAUUCCCACCUGUAAAAUUGCGGACUGUGGAGCUCCGGCAGAGCUGGAAAACGGAGUGGUCACCUUCUCCACCAGGAACAACCUCACCACAUACAAGUCUGAGAUCAGAUAUUCCUGCCAGAGGCCCUACUACAAGAUGCUACACAAUAUCACAGGUGUAUAUACCUGUUCUGCCCAAGGAGUCUGGAUGAAUGAAGUCCUGGGGAGAAGCCAGCCCACCUGCCUGCCAGUGUGUGGGAUCCCCAAGUUCUCCCGGAAUCUGUUGGCCAGGAUCAUCAAUGGACGCCCCACCCAGAAGGGCACCACCCCCUGGAUUGCCAUGCUGUCACACCUGAAUGGGCAGCCCUUCUGCGGGGGCUCCCUUCUAGGCUCCAAAUGGAUUGUGACUGCGGCUCACUGUCUCCAUGAAGCGCCGGAUUCAGAGGGCCUAAGUCUUCAUGAUUUGGGCUUGCUCAGCCCCUCUGCCUUCAAAAUCAUCAUGGGCAAGCUUCGGAGGACCCAGUCAGAUGAGAAUGAACAGAGUCUCAGUGUCAAACAAGUCUUCUUCCAUCCCCUGUAUAACCCCAACACGUACGAGAAUGACGUCGCUCUGUUGGAGCUGUUGAGGGGCCCGGUGCUAAAUGAUUUUGUGAUGCCCAUCUGUCUACCCCAGGGGCCACCAGAGGAAGGGGCCAUGGUCAUCGUCAGUGGUUGGGGGAAGCAGUUCUUGCAAAGGUUCCCAGAGACCCUGAUGGAGAUCGAAAUCCCAAUUGUUGACCACCACAUCUGUCGGGAGGCCUAUGCUCCACUGAAGAAAAAAGUGACCAGAGACAUGAUCUGUGCUGGGGAGAAGGAAGGGGGCAGGGAUGCCUGUGCGGGUGACUCUGGAGGGCCCAUGGUGACACUGGAUACACAGAGAGGCCAGUGGUACCUGGUGGGCACAGUGUCCUGGGGCGUGGACUGCGGAAAGAAGGACCGCUACGGAGUGUAUUCGUACAUCUUCCACAACAAGGACUGGAUCAGGAGGGUCACCGGCAUGAGCAAUUGAGUUCAGUUCCUCACCCUCUGCCUCACCUGCCCAUGGUCAGUCAGCAACAGAGGAUAAUUAUCUGAUGCCAGACGGCCCUCACCCUACCCGCACCUCAUUCAGCCCACCUAUUACUGGCCAAUUAAGGGGGCAUCUCAGCCAUCUUCUCACUCUCCUUAAAGAAGCAGAGUAGCAGAGUGAUCAGAACACAGGUUGUAUCACCUACUAGCUUUGCAACACUGGACAGGUGACUUCACCUCUUUGAGCUUCAGCUUCUUCAUCCCUGUGAUGGAAAUGGCCUACCCUACCUCCUCAGAAACAUAUGAUGAUGAUCAAAUUUAUUUCAUAGCACUUAGUGACUUCACUUUCACUUUCCACUUUCAUGCAUUGGAGAAGGAAAUGGCAACCCACUCCAGUGUUCUUGCCUGGAGAAUCCCAGGGACGGCGGGGCCUGGUGGGCUGUCGUCUAUGGGGUCGCAUAGAGUUGGACACGACUGAAGCGACUUAGCAGCAGCAGCACAGUGCAGGUAUAAACUAAGUGCUCAAUGACUGUGACUUAGUGGAAGGCCGGUGUGUCUACUAGGCACACUGCGUUCACUUAUAAAUCCUGACUGGGCCUUAGGGUUGAUCAAGUGUGUACCUGUCCCCUCAACCUUGACCAUAGCCUUCGCCUGCCCCCAAAUGCUCUAUGCUGCCACGCAUUCCCCAACCCCAGUUCCCACCCCUCUCCAUGAAAAGGUAAAAGAGACAGUCUGAGUCUCUGCAGGUCCCAUAGUGAUGCACUUAUGACUGAGCUGGAUACUGAACUGUGAGAGUGCCUGAGAGAAGCAGAGACAGGGAGAGGGGAGACUGGGAACCAGCUCUGCCCCCAGUUCCCUGUGACUCUAUGCAAGUCCCUUCCCCUCAUCCCAACAAAGACCCUCCCAGCUCUGACAGUCAAGGAUCCAACAAAGCCAUUUCUCCCUGAUGAGAUGAGUUAAAGCCAAAAUUACCAAAAGGUCAAAAAGGGCCAAUAGAGCUUUGAAGUGAAAGUGUUAGUCACUCAGUCAUGUCCAACUCAUUGUGACCCCAUGGGCUGUAGCCGCCAGGCUCCUCUGUCUAUGGGAUGCUCCAGGCAAGAAUACUGGAGUGGGUAGCCAUUACCUUCUCCAGGGGAUCUUCCUGACCCAGGAAUUGUACCCGGGUCUCCUGCAUUGCAGGCAGAUUCUUUACCACUUGAGCCACCAGAACCCGUAGAGCUUUGAUGCAGACCAAAUCCUGCUGCUACUGCAACACCUACCGCGUGCACCACACCCUGGCUCCCCAGGAUGUAGCCCAGGCAGAGUGCAAGCCUAGGGGCCUUUUCUUAUUCCUAAGCAGAGCCUCUGUUCUAGGUGCCCACCUCCUUUUCUUCCUGGGAACCUGGCAUGAGGUGGGCCCUGGGAGGCCAGACUCAGGCCCCUGUACUCUCCCUCCCUGUGUCCACAGCUGACCCCAAGCACCGUUCCCCUGGUUCCUCACCCCUGUUCCUCAGCCAGAACACCCCAGCACUGCAGGGUCAUAAAAUCUUCCCAAGCAGAAUGCCUCUUCCCUUUAGGAGCCACCUUCUCUCUCAGGAAGAUUCCAGGGUCCUCCUCCCCUCCAGAACUCUGAGAUGUGAGCCCUUCAAGGGAUCAGAAGCUCCAAGUCCUGUCUUCUGUUCUGUCUUCAAUUCUGUUCCAAAAUUGGUCUUCAUGGGAGAUUUCAGUUCUUGACCUGCACUGCAGCCGCCGGAGUCAUUCAAGGUCUCUUGCCGAAAGAAGAUACUGGGAAUGAGAACUUACGAACACUAAGCCCUAGGCUGACCCCUCAGGGACAGCAAUUUACAGCCUGUUUUUGAUUCUCUGAACAGGGCAUUCUACCUCUCUGUGCCCUGCUGUUUGUUCUGUACACAGAAGGCAGCCUUCAUACUCAGUCCCACCAGACAUUUGUCAAGCAAACUGGAGCUCUAUUUUAGAUACCAAAGAAGAAUCACAAGGCAAAGUUUUGGAACUACCCUAAAGCAUUCCAAACAUCAUGCCUGCUCAUUUCACAGCACUGCCUGAGUGUCCCUCCCUGUGCCAGGCUGUCAUGACUGCUAUGGGUACCACCAUAAUGAAGGGAACAUGAUUCAUACUUUCCAGGAGCUCCUGCACGAAGAACUGACACCUACACAAGUAUCCACCAUAACAGAAUGAACCCUACUGCGUGCUAUGUGUCAGAACAGCACAGAUGUGAAAGAAAGGCCAUUCCUGUAUGCAGGCAUUGGAGGAGGGGACACCAGGA
Bubalus bubalis (water buffalo) is the source of this 4666-nucleotide messenger RNA. RefSeq names its product MBL associated serine protease 1 (gene MASP1). Lineage: Eukaryota; Metazoa; Chordata; Mammalia; Artiodactyla; Bovidae. Gene Ontology annotation, molecular function: serine-type endopeptidase activity; calcium ion binding. The record is from RefSeq and is a predicted model, not a curated record. The transcript has 16 exons. Gene Ontology annotation, biological process: complement activation; zymogen activation. The coding region runs from base 305 to 2404 and encodes 699 amino acids. Gene Ontology annotation, cellular component: blood microparticle; extracellular region.